AUGGCAUGCUGGAUUUUGAAUGAAAAACUCUCAGUCCUAUUAUUAUUGGUGUGGCUGGGCUUGAAUUUAUAUCUGUUUAUUGAUACCUUCUGCUGGUAUGAAGAUGAAGAUGCUUACAUUUAUACACGGAUUAUGCUGGGAUCAACCUUGGCUUGGGCGAGAGCUUCUGCAACGUGCCUUAAUUUUAACUGCAUGCUAAUCCUGUUACCAGUCAGUAGAAAUCUUAUUUCAUUCUUAAGAGGAGCAAGCGCUUGCUGUGGAGGAGCACCAAGGAGACAGCUUGACAAAAACAUCGCAUUUCACAAGGUGGUUGCCUAUGGAAUAGCUGUAAAUGCAACCAUCCACACUGUUGCCCACUUGAUCAAUAUAGAGCGGUAUCAUAACAGCCAGUCGAAGGAAGCAGGGGGGCUGCGGAAUAAACUUUCUGGCAUUGGCAAGAGGCCAAAUGAAAGCUACCUGAACCCGAUCAGGACCUAUGAAACGAACAUAACAGGAGAGGUACUGACCACCAUAGCUGGAGUAACAGGAGUUAUGAUAACUGUGGCUUUUGUUCUGAUCGUGACUUCAUCCACAGAGCUCAUCAGAAGGUCGUGCUAUGAGGUGUUCUGGUAUACCCACCACCUCUUUGUGGUUUUCUUUAUUGGUUUAAUAAUCCAUGGUACAGGUCAGCUAGUCCGGGGUCAGACACCUCACAGUCUGCUGCUUCACAACAUCACUUACUGUAAAGAACACUACUUGGAAUGGGAGAAAACCACUCAGUGUCCUUUGCCGCAGUUUUCUGGUAACAAACCUGUGGCUUGGAAAUGGGUUGCGAGUCCUGUGGUGCUGUAUAUCUGUGAAAGAAUUGUUAGAUUCUGGAGAUUUCAACAGGAGGUAGUCAUUACUAAGGUGGUGACACAUUCCUCUGGAGUCCUAGAGCUUCACAUGAAAAAGCGUGGCUUUAAAAUGGAAGCGGGUCAGUAUAUCUUUCUGCAGUGCUCAUCGAUCUCACCACUGGAGUGGCACCCCUUCACCCUCACCUCAGCUCCUGAGGAAGACUUCUUCAGUGUUCACAUCAGGGUAGCUGGGGACUGGACUGCAGCCCUCUUCAAGGCUUUUGGAGCAGAGGAGAAAACUUUCAAGGAGUUGUGGAUGUUACCAAGAUUAGUUGUGGAUGGACCAUAUGGAUCUGCAACCACAGAUGUUUUUCGCUAUGGAGUGAGUGUGUGCAUUGCAGCCGGGAUAGGAGUCACACCAUUUGCCUCUAUUUUAAAAUCCAUUUGGUACAAGUGCUGCAGUCCUCACACAGUAUUGGCGCUGCAGAAGGUUUAUUUUUACUGGAUUUGCCGAGAUCCGUCCACAUUUGAGUGGUUUGCUGAUCUUCUGUUCCUUUUGGAAACAAAAAUGGUUGAAAAAGGGAAAAAUGAUUUCCUAAGUUAUCACAUAUUUCUUACUGGCUGGGACGAAAGUCAGGCUACUCACAUAGCCCUGCAUUAUGAUGAGAAAGUGGAUGUAAUUACUGGUUUGAGGCAGAAGACCUUCUAUGGAAGGCCAAACUGGGACAAUGAGUUCAAGCAGCUAGCUGAAAACCAUCCUAGCAAUAGUAUUGGAGUAUUCUUCUGCGGACCCAAGAAUCUCUCUAAGACCCUUCAAAAGAUGUGCAACUCAUAUUCAACCGUUGAUCCAAGAGGAGUUCAAUUUCACUACAAUGAAGAAAGUUUCUAA
Phasianus colchicus (ring-necked pheasant) is the source of this 1704-nucleotide messenger RNA. RefSeq names its product NADPH oxidase 3 (gene NOX3). Gene Ontology annotation, biological process: defense response; superoxide anion generation. The record is from RefSeq and is a predicted model, not a curated record. Gene Ontology annotation, cellular component: plasma membrane; NADPH oxidase complex. Gene Ontology annotation, molecular function: superoxide-generating NAD(P)H oxidase activity. NCBI's taxonomy places the organism in Eukaryota, Metazoa, Chordata, Aves, Galliformes, Phasianidae.